Molecule: messenger RNA, 708 nt
Organism: Cooperia oncophora
Lineage: Eukaryota; Metazoa; Nematoda; Chromadorea; Rhabditida; Trichostrongylidae
Source: the annotation of a GenBank genome assembly
AUGGCCAAAUUUCAAAGAUACGUUCGUAUCGACGCUGCAGCACAACGUCGGCGUAAUCGCGACAAGUACGAGGGAAAUCGUCUACAGCUCGAGAACAGACUGAAUGCCGAAAAAUCUCCGCCUCCUCCGGUGAAAGAAGAUACUGUACCGCUCUGGCCUGGUGAACUGAUGAUGCACAUCAAAGAGAAGAAGCGCCAGAAAGAAGUACACGGUCCACUGAACUCAAGGAAUCCACCACAGCCUGAUACUGUGAAGUAUCCACCACAGUCUAGCCCUGUGAAGGAACAUCCCCGAUCCAGUACUGUAAAGGAUCCUCCGCGGUCCGCUGCUAGAAGAAGCGCCAGAAAGAAGUACGACGGUCCAACUACUGUAAGGAAUCCACCACAGCCUGAUACUGUGAAGUAUCCACCACAGUCUAGCCCUGUGAAGGAACAUCCCCGAUCCAGUACUGUAAAGGAUCCUCCGCGGUCCGCUGCUGUAAGGGACUCUCCACGACCCAGUUCUCCAAGGAGUCCACAGCGGUCCGCUACUGUGAGGAAUCCAGGAAAGAUAUCGACAAAUCGUCAGAAUCGAUAUACAAUAAGAAGUCCUGAUAGGGUUGAAAGGAAGAAGCAAACGCGGAAACCAAUGUCUCCACAAGCAACGAGACCAAAAGAACCAAUCAAACGAAUGAAUGAUCUGCAAAAACGAAGACGUUCCGAAGAUUGA